Paramecium octaurelia is the source of this 714-nucleotide messenger RNA. NCBI's taxonomy places the organism in Eukaryota, Ciliophora, Oligohymenophorea, Peniculida, Parameciidae. The record is from the annotation of a GenBank genome assembly.
AUGCAUAACAGAAACAAAACGAGCAAGUCAUAGAUGCAACCCUUAAUUCAAUUGACUAUCGAUAUAGGGAACAAUAAAUGCGAUAGGAUUGCCCUGUACAGGGAUACUAACCCAUAUUUAGAAGCUAAAUAAUUUGUCGAAAGAAAUCAUCUUGCCCAAUAUAUGGUUUAAGUAAUAUCGAAUUGCAUUAUCAAACAAAUGAAAGCCUACGAUGAAAUUCUGAUGAUAACGUAUGUAAUUUAAUCAAUAAUUAAAGGACACUCAAACAGAAACUUCCUAUUUGCGCAAUUUGAAAUCAAAUCAUGAUGAAAUAUAAGCGAAACAAAAAACCCCAAGUCCAAAACGAUUUUAUCAGAGUCCCAAAUAAAUAACUAAACAAAAUCUGUCACGAAGUCCAUCCAAUAUUUCAUUACAUGAUGAAUUACCCACAGAUAAAGUUGUCGUGAAGAAACUAUUCUAAAUUUUAGAUUCGGAUUAGGAUGGAUUAAUCUCGGCCAAUAAAGUGAAUUAUAAUAAAUUACCAAUCUAGUUAAAGAACAGAGUACGUAAUCAAUAUAAACCUAGAUUACUGUUCAUUUGGAACAAUCCUUGAUCCCAUUUGAGUUUGAAGAGUUAUAUGAAAAAUUGAAGAAUGAUCCAUAGGAGGAAUACUUUAUCACUUUAAAAUUGAUAAGUUAAAUCUUAGACAUUCCAAAGAUUAAAGUACUCGUAUGA